AUAAUAUGUGUAUGUUUUGUUAGUCUAGGUCAGUCAGCAUUGCAUUUGUCUGUUGUGUUUGGCGCGUGCGCUCUCAAAGCCCAUCAGCUCUUAACCAAACAGCCAUGUUGAGUCUCUGAGACAGAAAUGACUCAAUAUCCCAAUGAAAUAAGGAUAUUUAUCCCCACGACGGGCUGGACAUAAGCGCAUCAGCACUGCGAUCAUCGACCAGCCAUCCAGAGGUGCUUCCAUCUUCUGUGGCCGUCAGCAAGACAGCUUGUGUUUUCCCAUCUGAUUUUUAAUUCGCAGCAUAAACGCAGUGUCAAACUGUGUGUCAUGUCAGGACCUGUGCCGAGUCGUGCCAGAGUCUACACUGAGGUGAACACACACCGGCCCAGAGAAUACUGGGACUAUGAAUCACAUCUUAUUGAGUGGGGCAAUCAAGAUGAUUUUCAACUGGUCCGCAAGUUAGGCAGAGGAAAGUACAGUGAAGUGUUUGAAGCAAUCAACAUCACCAACAAUGAGAAAGUAGUGGUGAAGAUACUAAAGCCUGUGAAGAAGAAGAAGAUAAAGCGUGAAAUAACGAUUCUUGAGAACCUUCGAGGAGGUCCAAAUAUCAUCUCUCUCCUCGACAUCGUCAAAGACCCUGUGUCCAGAACACCUGCCUUAGUUUUUGAACAUGUGAACAACACAGACUUUAAGCAACUGUAUCAGACACUGACAGACUAUGACAUUCGCUUCUACAUGUUUGAGAUUCUGAAGGCAUUGGAUUUCUGUCACAGUAUGGGCAUUAUGCACAGAGACGUCAAACCACACAACAUCAUGAUUGAUCAUGAGCACAGAAAGUUGCGUCUUAUUGACUGGGGACUGGCUGAAUUCUAUCACCCAGGACAGGAGUACAACAUCAGAGUCGCCUCUCGCUACUUCAAAGGCCCAGAACUACUGAUCGAUUACCAGAUGUAUGACUACAGUCUUGAUAUGUGGAGUCUUGGCUGUAUGCUGGCCAGUAUGAUCUUUAGAAAGGAGCCAUUUUUCCAUGGACAUGAUAACUACGACCAGCUGGUGAGAAUUGCCAAAGUUCUUGGAACAGAAGAUCUUUAUGAUUGCAUUGAUAAAUACAACAUUGAGCUGGAGCCUCGAUUUAAUGACAUUCUGGGAAGACAUUCCCGUAAGCGAUGGGAGCGGUUCGUUCACAGUGAAAACCAACACUUGGUCAGUCCUGAAGCUCUUGACUUUCUGGACAAGUUGUUGCGUUACGACCAUCAGACCAGACUGACUGCGAGAGAGGCCAUGGAUCAUGCCUACUUCUUCCCUGUUGUGAAAGACCAGUCUCGCAUGGCAGGAUCCACGAAUGUGCCGACGGCGAACACCGCAGUGAGCACUGCCACGAUGAUAACAGGAAUCGCUGCUCUUCCAGCCUCCACAGCUCUCGGGCCCCUGACCGGCUCUCCCGUCCUCAUGGCCCCCAGCAGCCUCAACACUUCAGUGCCUGCAGCCACAGGAGCCGCUCAGUGACGUCCACACACACACACACACACACAACCUGACUGAUCCUGGGACUGUUAUAUAGAGCUCUUCAUCACCCCACACUCACAGUAGCAUGAGUUCAUCUGAAACUGAAUGCACUUCAUCAUGAGACGUUCACCUUACAGGGAUAGUUCACCCAAAAAUUAAAAUAUACCCAUGAUUAACUCAACCUCAAGUCAUCCUAGGUGUAUAUGACAUUCUUCUUUCACACGAAUACAAUCAGAGUUAUAUAAAAAAAAUAGCUCUUCCAAGCUUUAUAAUGGCAGUGAAUUGUUGUUUUUGUUUCGAGGUCCAUAAAAGUGCAUCUAUCCAUCAUAAAAGUGCAUCUAUCCAUCAUAAAAGUGCAUCUAUCCAUCAUAAAAGUGCAUCUAUCCAUGAUAAACGUGCAUCUAUCGAUCAUAAAAGUUCAUCUAUCCAUCAUAAAAGUGCAUCUAUCGAUCAUAAAAGUGCAUCUAUCCAUCAUAAAAGUGCAUCUAUCGAUCAUAAAAGUGCAUUUAUCGAUCAUAAAAGUACAUCUAUCCAUCAUAAAAGUGCAUCUAUCCAUCAUAAAAGUGCAUCUAUCUAUCAUAAAAGUGCAUCUAUCGAUCAUUAAAGUGCAUCUAUCCAUCAUAAAAGUGCAUCUAUCCAUCAUAAAAGUGCAUCUAUCCAUCAUAAAAGUGCAUCUAUCCAUAAAAGUGCAUCUAUCCAUCAUAAAAGUGCAUUUAUCCAUCAUAAAAGUGCAUCUAUCCAUCAUAAAAGUGCAUCUAUCCAUCAUA
Rhinichthys klamathensis goyatoka is the source of this 2261-nucleotide messenger RNA. It is a transcript of the gene csnk2a4, whose product is annotated as casein kinase 2, alpha 4 polypeptide. Gene Ontology annotation, molecular function: protein serine/threonine kinase activity; ATP binding. The record is from RefSeq and is a predicted model, not a curated record. Bases 316 to 1494 code for a protein of 392 amino acids. The transcript has 13 exons. NCBI's taxonomy places the organism in Eukaryota, Metazoa, Chordata, Actinopteri, Cypriniformes, Leuciscidae. Gene Ontology annotation, cellular component: nucleus; protein kinase CK2 complex; cytosol. Gene Ontology annotation, biological process: protein phosphorylation.